This is a messenger RNA of Aspergillus mulundensis, 987 nucleotides long. RefSeq lists its product as uncharacterized. Bases 1 to 987 code for a protein of 328 amino acids. The transcript has 3 exons. Lineage: Eukaryota; Fungi; Ascomycota; Eurotiomycetes; Eurotiales; Aspergillaceae. The record is from RefSeq and is a predicted model, not a curated record.
AUGCCCUUCUACAACUCGCAAGUCCACUUCCUCCACCGCCAGUUCUUCCUCACUCCCUCCACCCCGCCUCCCUCGUUCACCCUCACCGGAAAGUCCGGCCUGAUCACCGGCGCAAACACCAGCCUGGGCUACCACGCCGCCUCUCAUCUCCUCUCGCUCGGAGUCUCCCGCCUCAUCCUCGCCGUCCGCAGCCUAGCCAAAGGCGAGGCGGCGAAGACACAACUCCUGAAUGCGCUUCCAGGAGCCCUGAAGCAGCCGCAGCCGCAGCCGCAGCCGCCGACGAUCGAAGUCUGGGAGCUCGACUUGGCCAGCUACCCCAGCAUCAUUGCGUUCGUGGAGCGCCUCAAAACGAACACGCACGGAGGGCUGGGGCUGGACUUCGCCAUUCUAAAUGCCGGCGCUGCCAAUUUCGCCUUCACCACCUGCCCCUCCACAGGGAACGAGGAAAGCAUCCAGCUCAACUGGCUCGGCACCGCCCUGCUCACCCUGCUCCUUCUCCCCGUGCUGGACGAACGCGCGGCGGCGGCCAAGAGCGCAGGCCAUGACCACGAUGCAUCGCCCGUCCUGACCAUCCUCGCCGCCCGCAACCAGACGACACUCCUCGAGACCCUCAACGCGCAGAGCACCUUCGUCUCCGCCGACCGCUACGCGACCUCCAAGCUCCUGCAGCAGCUGUUCUUCGUGGAGCUUGUGCGCCGCCGCGCCGCCGCGCCCUGGAGCACGGGCCUGAACGACGAUGUGCCUGGGGUUGUGGGGAGGGUCUUUGAGGCCGUGAAGAGGGUCGUCGGGAGACCGGUUGCUGUUGGGGCGAGGACGCUGGUCCAUGCUGCGGUUUUGGCUGGGAUUGGCUCGGAUGGAGGUAUCUUAGUGACAACGGCCGCGGGAUAUGGCGAGAGUCCUGCGGGUAUGGGUGUGCGGCGGAGGGUGUGGGAGGAGAUGAUUGGGGAGCUGGGGGGGAUGGUGGAUGGGAAGGUGGUGGUAAUGUAG